UCUGAAAAUUGAUUUAUCUUUAGCUCUCCAGCAAGAAUUAAGAAACCCUUGGCCGGACUCUCCAUUUUGAUGCUAAUUCGACAUACUUGAGAAAUCAAUAAAUUCAUAAAGAAUUGAAACCAAAAAAGUGUGGUGAUGGAGGAUUUUGAGAAGAAGGUGUCCAUAUCAGAACCUGAGACCAGCACCAUGGAGAUUCAAGUUGAAGAUGAAAAUGGGUCAGAAACUAAUAGAGCCUCAAAGACAAUAACAUCGUUGCUCCGUAGAUUCCUCGCUGUUCAGCAGCGCCGAGCUCUCGCUUAUGCCCGCCUUAAACGGGGAUUUGAAGAUUACAUGGUUUCAGGGGGUGAAUUAGCGUACCAGCAGCUGUGCAGUGAGAUAACUCUUGAAUUCAAUGAUUGUUCAAAACAGGUACUUGAAAUGGAAUCUCUAUUCGUUAGUCCUGAUUGUUGCAGAGAGGAUCUAGCUCGCUUGCUCAGAUCAGUUCAAGCACAAGAAAAGGAGAAAUUGCAUUUGACGGCUACAAUUCAAGUGCUGAAGAAGGCUGGUCGUCCCUCAGAACGUUUGGUCAGCCAUGAGAACUGCAGAUUUAGGCAGUCCACAGGACAUGAAUGCGUGCACAUCCAGCAAAUAACUGAAGCUUCAGGGACAGAAGAGGCUGAAGCUGAUGCACAGUAUGAUAAUGCUCUCAAAGAAGCCAUUAGAGGUGUGCAGCAUGCAGUGAUAGCCAUAAACGAGUACUUGGAAGAAGUCAGGUAUGAGAUUGCCGCUCUAGCAGCUGAUUAAAUCCCCCUAUUUAAGCGGAAUAUGCAUAACAUCUCCUCUCCUCUAUGAGAUGCUUUUCUUCAAGACAGUUAGUGUAUAUUUACCAAUUUACUAUACGUACGGAGGUCUGAAUUCCGUGCAUUUACUGAUGGUCGUUAACCUACAAAAUAAGGCAAAGGCCUUAACUUCUAUUGCUCCCUUCCAAUUGAUUACAUUGCAAGUUGUAUUUGUGCCAGUUAAGUCAAAAAUGAAACAGAUGGUUACAUACAAUCCUUAUUAUUCUGAUGGGAUGGCAACAUACCUGGUUCGACAUAGACUCCAGCCUGGACCUAUCCUGCUUGGGGUGGGUUUGAAGUUUUAAUCGGGUCCCAAGAUGGGUCUUUGAUUUUGGUGUUUUGGAGGCCGGAUCUAGCCCUACCCCUGCACUUUUUAUAUUGUGUUUUCUAUAUUUUUCAUAUUAUGUAUAUAUAAUGAUAUGAUGUAUAUUUACACAUGUAUUAAAAAUGUGGUUAUUCUGUUU
This is a messenger RNA of Sesamum indicum (sesame), 1282 nucleotides long. Its product is annotated as DNA repair REX1-B protein. The record is from RefSeq and is a predicted model, not a curated record. NCBI's taxonomy places the organism in Eukaryota, Viridiplantae, Streptophyta, Magnoliopsida, Lamiales, Pedaliaceae.